GAUACGUGUAUUGUCUACGCUCCUCUCCAUCCAAGUGAGGCAUUUCUAAGGGACCAACAACGGAAAAAAGAUUACUUUCACCAAAGAUUCAGCCGCAUUUGAAUCAAACGGGAGGCUCAGCUACCCCAAGCUGGAUCUAUUUAGAACGCAAUUCCGUUAUCAUCACGCUGUGUGCUCCUGUGAUGGACUGCCUGUGAAUUAAAACACGAAACACAACUUUUCGGUCUUCUAUUUCUGGAAGAUUCGUUGAUUUUCCCCUGGUUUUCAAACUAUUCAUUAAUGUUUAGGUAUUCGUUGUGGAAGUAUGACAUCAGUGCACUGUGAUGGGUGGUGAUUCACGAUUUCAACGGCGGAAUAUCAACGGCACUUCCUCGUACGCUCUGUACAAAAUGAGUUAUGAUUAGUAGCGUUUACAUUCUUCCCACAGUGGCUGGUGUUCUUUAUUGAAUAUCGACUCAAAUUCAAACCCGGAAUGGGUGUCCAUGCAACAAGCGACUGUGUGAACGGUACUCUGCUUCUCAGCAGUUGUGCGCACAUUUAGAAGGAAUAAGGCAUUGCUAAACCCGUCGGUAGACUAAACCAGAAUAAUCUGCACACCUGCACAUUUUUUUCUACACAUGGACUUACUUUGGACGAUAUACCACCUUGAUUUCAUAGAAGUAUAAUUUUAAAAAAGUGCCUCGGUGAAUCUGGUAUUUUCUUCUGAAUCGAAGUCGGAGGAGGCAGGAGGAAGAUAACGAGAUAGAGAAGGACCAUGGCCAGGCUAAGGCAUGGUGGUGGUGUGGUUCUGAACAAACCCUGCUUUACGUGGCAAGUGUUGUGGGUGAUGAAAGCUCUAUUCGACCUCACAGCAUCGCAGGAAAUUUACGCACCGCAUUCCAUAAGAAUGGAGGGAGACCUGACCCUUGGUGGCCUCUUCCCUGUGCACGCCCGGGGGAUCCCGGGGGAACCGUGUGGCGACAUCAAGAAAGAGAACGGGAUCCACCGCCUCGAAGCUAUGAUGUACGCCUUGGAUCAAAUCAACAGUGAUGACGAGCUUUUGCCCAAUAUCACCCUAGGUGCCCGGGUGCUCGAUACGUGUUCUAGGGAUACCUAUGCUCUGGAGCAGUCUCUGACUUUUGUGCAGGCACUCAUACAAAAAGACACUUCGGACGUGAGGUGUUUGAACGGUGAGCCACCAGUGUUCGUCAAGCCAGAGAAAGUUGUUGGAGUGAUUGGAGCUUCAGCGAGUUCUGUAUCAAUCAUGGUGGCGAACAUAUUACGUCUCUUUCAGAUUCCUCAGAUCAGCUAUGCCUCCACGGCCCCGGAGCUGAGCGACGACCGACGAUACGACUUCUUCUCUCGCGUGGUGCCUCCGGACUCAUUCCAAGCCCAAGCCAUGGUGGACAUAGUCAAGGCCAUGGGCUGGAACUACGUAUCUACCGUCGCGUCAGAAGGAUCCUAUGGAGAGAAGGGAGUGGAUGCCUUUCAUCAGCUGUCCAGAGAAUCAGGUGGGAUCUGCAUCGCUCAGUCCUUAAAGAUCCCUCACAAUCACAAGCAGGAGAACUUCGACAAGAUCAUCAGGCUGCUUCUGGAGACUCGUUACGCCCGGGCAGUCAUCCUCUUCGCAUCAGAUGAGGACAUACGGGGUAUCCUGAACGCCAGUAAGAGGGCGGACCAGGUGGGUCAUUUCCUGUGGAUCGGUUCAGACAGCUGGGGAGCCAAGAUCAGCCCUGUCCAUCAGCUAGAGGAAGCAGCAGUGGGAGCUGUCACUAUCCUGCCAAAAAGAGCAACCAUCGCCGGAUUUGAUGCCUACUUCACAUCGCGGACGCUGGAGAACAACAGGAGAAACGUCUGGUUCGCAGAAUACUGGGAGGAGAACUUCAACUGUAAACUAAUGAGCUCUUCCAAGAAGGAAGACACCAGCAGGAAAUGCACAGGCCAAGAGCGGAUUGGGACGGACUCUAAGUACGAGCAAGAGGGGAAGGUUCAGUUUGUGAUCGAUGCAGUGUACGCCGUGGCCCACGCCCUUCACAACAUGCAGAGAGACCUGUGUCCCAACGUCUCUGGGAUCUGUCCCGAUAUGGACCUGGCCGGGGGCAAAAAACUGCUCAAGUACAUUCGCAGUGUCACGUUCAAUGGAAGUGCUGGGACGUCAGUGAAUUUCAACAGGAACGGUGAUGCUCCGGGACGUUACGACCUGUUCCAGUAUCAGAUCAACAACAACAGCUCCCCGGGGUACAAGAACAUUGGACAGUGGACAGAGACAUUACAGCUCAACAUCGAGGAUAUGCAGUGGGCUAACAGACAGACAGAGAUCCCCAGCUCUGUGUGCAGUCAGCCCUGCAAGACAGGACAGAGGAAGAAGGCAGUGAAAGGCAUGCCGUGUUGCUGGCACUGUGAACCCUGUGACGGCUACCAGUACCAGUAUGAUGAAACAUCCUGCAAGCUGUGCUCCUACAGCAUGAUGCCCAACCCCAACAGGACGGCAUGUCAGCCCAUCCCCAUCGUGAAGCUGGAGUGGCACUCCCCUUGGGCAGUGAUCCCCGUCUUCCUCGCCAUGCUGGGUAUCAUCGCCACCAUCUUCGUCAUGGCAACCUUCAUCCGCUACAACGACACGCCCAUUGUCCGUGCGUCGGGCCGUGAACUGAGCUAUGUCCUCCUCACCGGGAUCUUCCUCUGUUACAUCAUCACCUUCGUCAUGAUCGCCAAGCCCGACAUCGCCAUAUGCUCGUUCCGCCGGAUCUUCCUGGGUCUGGGCAUGUGCAUCAGCUACGCCGCGUUACUCACCAAAACCAACCGGAUCUACCGAAUCUUUGAAGAAGGUAAGACGUCUGUGACGGCACCCAGGCUGAUCAGCCCGACCUCUCAGCUGGCCAUCACUUCUUCCCUAAUUUCCGCUCAGCUACUGGGUGUGUUCGUCUGGUUCGGUGUGGAUCCCCCAAACACCGUCAUCGACUACGACGAACAGAAGACAUUCAACUCAGACCAGGCUAGAGGAGUGUUGAAAUGUGACAUCACGGAUCUACAGAUUAUCUGCUCGCUGGGUUAUAGCAUCCUACUCAUGGUCACGUGUACGGUGUACGCCAUCAAGACGCGGGGCGUCCCGGAGAACUUUAACGAGGCCAAGCCCAUUGGAUUCACGAUGUAUACCACCUGUAUCGUUUGGCUAGCCUUCAUUCCCAUCUUCUUUGGAACAGCUCAGUCUGCAGAAAAGCUAUAUAUCCAGACCACCACCCUCUGUAUCUCUAUGAAUCUUAGUGCCUCGGUGGCCUUGGGGAUGCUUUACAUUCCUAAAGUCUAUGUCAUCAUCUUCCACCCGGAGCUUAAUGUCCAGAAGAGGAAGAGGAGCUUCAAGGCGGUGGUGACGGCCGCGUCCCUAACCACACGCCUCUCACACAAGACCAGUGACAGGCCCAAUGGAGAGGCCAAGACGGAACUGUGUGAAAACAUUGAUCCAAACAGUCCGGCAGCAAAGAAGAAGUAUGUGAGCUACAAUGACAUUGUGAUCUAACAGCCAUCAUCCGAGAGAAGGGCAGGCUGUUUGGAGAUGCUCGGUCUCCUGCCCCUCCUGCCCAAUUGGCAACAUAAAGGAAAUCCAAACUAUGUUUAUGUCCAUGCUGCUUUUACUGCCCACUCACACCCCGGAACCCGCAGAACCCCCCGGAACCCCGGAACUCCAGAACAACACAGUGACAAUGGGUGGGUUCUGGGUUCUAGAGCUUUCCUUUCAAACAGAGGAUUCUGUCUGGCUAACUGAUGUUUUUUUCAUGGUGGAAAAUCAAGACGGACAUUUCUGUUGGGAGCAAAAUAAUUUUCAAAAUAAUUUGUUUUGUUAAAUGAUUUCAGAGAGAAAAAAAAAGAGGCAGAGAACUGGUUUGGACAAAAAACCUGUGUUCCUCCUCAGGAUUAGAGUGUGUCUCUGCAGACCCCUCAGAGCUGGCCCCCCACUCCCUAUAGGUGUGUCUCUACAGGUACGCUGGCUGCAGCAGGAGGACACACCUGUACUGGAGGACUCAGCUGUACUGGAGGACACGCCUGUACUGGAGGACACACCUGUACAGGAGGACUCACCUGUCCUGGAGGACUCAUCUGUCCUGGAGGACUCACCUGUCCUGGAGGGCUCAUCUGUACUGGAGGACUCAUCUGUACUGGAGGACUCACCUGUGCUGGAGGACUCACCUGUGCUGGAGGGACUUACCUUUAAUUGACCUACCUGUACCUGCCAUGGGGCUGUUUCUUGUCUUUUAAUGUCCUUCCAAAUUGCAAUUUUUCCAAAAUUCCUGUCGAAAAGAAAGUUUGAGGAUCUAUUGGCCUAUCCGUUACAUUUGUUGUAGAUUUUCUAAAGAUCUCAAUGUAUUUCUUCUUUGCUGCUUGGAUGCACAGUCAAUUAAAGCCAUAUUCUUGUCUCUGAGAUGUCAAGUAUUUUAUCACGUUUUCGAUUCUGGCUGUAUGUCGGUCGACAAGAAAGACGCACGGAAUCUGAUUUUUACAUUCCCUUAUAUUUGUUUGGGGAGUUUUCUACAGACAUGCUUUUAGUAUGUUGAACGGGUACAGUAACAUUAAACCAUCGACUGUGUUUUCAGUAUGUUGAACAGGUACAAUACAUUGACCAUCGACUGUGUUUUCAGUAUGUUGAACGGGUACAGUAACAUUAAACCAUCGACUGUGUUUUCAGUAUGUUGAACAGGUACAGUAACAUUAAACCAUCGACUGUGUUUUCAGUAUGUUGAACGGGUACAGUAACAUUAAACCAUCGACUGUGUUUUCAGUAUGUUGAACAGGUACAAUACAUUGACCAUCGACUGUGUUUUCAGUAUGUUGAACAGGUACAAUACAUUGACCAUCGACUGUGUUUUCAGUAUGUUGAACAGGUACAAUACAUUGACCAUCGACUGUGUUUUCAGUAUGUUGAACAGGUACAAUACAUUGACCAUCGACUGUGUUUUCAGUAUGUUGAACAGGUACAGUAACAUUAAACCAUCGACUGUGUUUUUAAAGUGACUAAACGAGAGCUCCAGCGCCCAGUCCGGUCAAGGCUUUAUUAGCUUGAUAUAAAAACUAGACUGAUUCCAGUGGGUUUCAGAUUUAGUUUCUCUCCCCCCGUGUAGAAGUUGUCGAUGCAUGCCUGCUAUGUUUGAUGUUAAGAUUAAGUCAAAGAAUAUAUAUACAAAUAUACAAAAAGAUGGAGAUUUCACAACACGUGAUUCACUAGCCUUGCUUUUAAUGGCAUACAAGAUGACUAUUAUUAUUCAUGUUAUUAUAAUCCUUUUUGGUUGGUUGACAUCUUCUCACUGAAGGUAGAAUAUGGCUUUAAUUUCGUCUUGGAUUUUUCUUAAUGCCCUGCAACUAUGGAAAACAAUUGUGGGGAAAAAUAACAUGAAUAUAUAUAUAUAUAUAUAUAUAUUUAAAAACAAAACACACAAAAUAAAAAACAAGUCUGUUUUUAUACUGUUUGUACUAAGUAUAUUCAUGUUGCCCUUGCUGCUUAUGUGCCAAUGUUGUGUGAGAUUUAAAAAAAAAAUAUAUAUAUAUGUUUGACCUUUGACUCAUGCAACUUUUAUGUGGUGUUCUCCGAGAAUGUAUCAACAUGAAAUACAACCAUUUGGUAUUUUUUUCCUUUCUUUUAUAUUCCCUGAAAACACCUUAUUGUACUUGUUUUCCUUUGAGGACAAAGCAUUUCAUCACCAUGUGCUGACAUUCAAAAGUACCUUCAUAAUCAAUAAUAAUUACAAUAGGUUUUGGAGUAAGGUGUUUCUGUCUUCUUUACCCAUACAGGGGUUUGUCCCCUUAUUCUGUCAUGAAGAAAGUGAUUCCAUUCUUCCACACAAUCCAACCAGCGACUCUCCAUGCAAUCUCUUACCUACAGGUACCUAAAAUAAACGUUAUCACUGUCUAGUUUAACAAUGCCUCAAGGGUGGAUUGUCUGACUUGAAAAGUAAUUGUUUACUUCAUAAGUAUCUCGACUACUGUGCCAGUCUGCAUAUAUACAGUACCUUGCGAAAGUAUUCGGCCCCCUUGAACUUUGCGAAAUUUUGCCACAUUUCAAGGUUCAAACAUAAAGAUAUA
Messenger RNA from Oncorhynchus gorbuscha (pink salmon), 6048 nucleotides. Its product is annotated as metabotropic glutamate receptor 7-like. Gene Ontology annotation, molecular function: group III metabotropic glutamate receptor activity. Bases 755 to 3493 code for a protein of 912 amino acids. The transcript is spliced from 11 exons. The record is from RefSeq and is a predicted model, not a curated record. Lineage: Eukaryota; Metazoa; Chordata; Actinopteri; Salmoniformes; Salmonidae. Gene Ontology annotation, cellular component: membrane. Gene Ontology annotation, biological process: G protein-coupled glutamate receptor signaling pathway; regulation of synaptic transmission, glutamatergic.